CUCCCUCCCGCACAGAGGAAUGUCAGGUGUACCCGAGCUCGUGAAUGAGGAAGAAUGAAAACUAAAAGCUGCCAACCCACCUGUUCCGGGACAUGAGCUUUUCUUUUUUUUCUUCUUUUUUUUUACCCAACCCCUCGAAGAGGUCCGGUCGAAAUGAUCCUUCCGUUUCAUUAUUGACCUGUACUCGCGAGUGCCACCCUUAAAAAGGGGAAGAAGAAGAAGAAGAAAAAAAACAAAAACAAACUUGGUCAGCAACGUGUCUAAAAUGGAUGAGUGUUGCCUGUCUGCCGAGGAACUAGAAAGGCAUCGGAUACACGUGGAAAUAGAGAGACAACUGCAGCGUGAUAAAAAGAAGUCACAUCGGGAACUGAAGUUGCUUCUUUUAGGGACUGGUGAAAGUGGGAAGAGCACUUUCAUCAAACAGAUGAGGAUCAUCCACGGUGCUGGAUACAGCGAAGCUGACAGGAAAGGUUUCACCAAGCUGGUGUUUCAAAACAUUGUCACAGCUAUCCAGGCAUUGAUCCGUGCUAUGAAGGUCCUACGCAUUGACUACAUAGAUGACAAAAACAUUAGCCAUGCAGAAAAACUGAUCCAAGCGGAGGCAGACCAGCUGUGUACUUUCGAAAACUGGCAGGUGGAUGCCAUUAAGAAUGUGUGGAACGACCAUGGCGUUCAAAGGUGCUAUGACCGCAGAAGGGAAUUCCAUCUGUCUGACUCAGCUAAAUAUUACCUGAGUGACUUGGACAGAAUCGCAGCCCCCUUCUACAUCCCUACCCUGCAGGACAUCUUGAGGGUCAGAGUACCCACCACAGGCAUCAUAGAGUAUCUCUUUGACCUUAGGACUGUUGUAUUCAGGAUGGUGGAUGUUGGUGGUCAGCGUUCAGAGAGGAGGAAGUGGAUCCAUUGCUUUGAGAAGGUCACUUCUAUCAUAUUCCUGGCAGCACUCAGCGAGUAUGACCAAGUCCUAUAUGAAAGUGAGAAUGAUAAUCGAUUGGAAGAGAGCAAAGCCUUGUUCAGGACCAUUGUCACCUACCCCUGGUUUCAAGAGUCUUCAAUCAUCCUCUUCCUUAACAAAACAGACCUGCUAGAGGAGAAAAUUACUAAUUCCCACCUAGCAGACUACUUUCCAGCAUAUAAAGGGCCUCAGAGAGAUGCCGAGGCGGCAAAGAAGUUCAUCUUAAAGAUGUACGAGGAUCAGCAUAUUGGUCGUCAGAGACCUCUUUACAAACACUUUACCUGUGCCACCGACACUGAAAACAUUCGAUUUGUCUUCAAAGCUGUCAAAGACACGCUUUUUAGAGAGAAUCUCGAGAAAUUCAAUCUGGAAUAAAAGGGUUGGCUGGGUUCGAAUUACGGGGGGAGCUAAGGGGAGCUCGGCUCCCUUGAAAAGGCCAUGAGCCUCCCCGAAAGCCUACUCUGAGAAGUCUAGGGGGAGCUCUGAAACGUCGUCCAUUUUCGUGUCACAUGUUAUAGAUUUUUUUAAAAUUUACAGCAAGGUUCCUGAAAUUAAUACUAAUAGCUAAAUAUGCAACUGUUGUGUUUAUUCUCUCAUUACAUUCCAAUUUCCGAACCUUUGUCGCCGCUAUAAUAAACAUAAUGCUGUGUCUAUUCCUGCUGUGGCCAUCUGUGCGUGGCGGCGCACUCAAAUAAUCGCGUAUUACUGCGCCACUUGAACUUCCUCCGAGUUUGGCUCGCUGACAGGCUGUUCCGUGUUCGCUUCUGAUUUAAGGUAAGAAUCAAGGAAUUACUUGCUUGAGCUGUGCGUUUGUGAAAACUGUCCCUAAUCCUAUUUAAGCUUCGUGUACUUGGCGGCCAACAGAUUUUUGUUUUGAAAUGAGAAAACCAAGCUGUUUUCCGACCACCAAGCUGUUUUCCGACCACUAUUUAGGAAUAGGGAAACAAAACAGAAAACGAAAAAGCGACCCGUCAUCUGAUUUUCUUUUAUGUGUUUAUAAACGGAAAUUGGGAAUUAAAAUACGUGUGUGGAAAUCUUUCUCAAUUUUGAGCUGAUUUUUUUGUUUGUUUGUUGUGAAGAGGUAUAAUGUCAAGUUCUGGCUCUGCGCAUUACUAUAGUCCACUGACUUCCGGUUUCUACUGCACCGGUGAUACCAGUUUCCUGUU
Messenger RNA from Lampris incognitus (smalleye Pacific opah), 2121 nucleotides. Its product is annotated as guanine nucleotide-binding protein subunit alpha-14-like. Gene Ontology annotation, cellular component: heterotrimeric G-protein complex. The transcript has 7 exons. NCBI's taxonomy places the organism in Eukaryota, Metazoa, Chordata, Actinopteri, Lampriformes, Lampridae. Gene Ontology annotation, biological process: phospholipase C-activating dopamine receptor signaling pathway; action potential; adenylate cyclase-modulating G protein-coupled receptor signaling pathway. The record is from RefSeq and is a predicted model, not a curated record. The coding region runs from base 266 to 1330 and encodes 354 amino acids. Gene Ontology annotation, molecular function: guanyl nucleotide binding; GTPase activity; G-protein beta/gamma-subunit complex binding.